Schizosaccharomyces japonicus yFS275 is the source of this 2344-nucleotide messenger RNA. RefSeq lists its product as hypothetical. Gene Ontology annotation, cellular component: mitochondrion. Bases 183 to 785 code for a protein of 200 amino acids. NCBI's taxonomy places the organism in Eukaryota, Fungi, Ascomycota, Schizosaccharomycetes, Schizosaccharomycetales, Schizosaccharomycetaceae. Gene Ontology annotation, molecular function: single-stranded DNA binding; DNA strand exchange activity. The transcript has a single exon. Gene Ontology annotation, biological process: DNA recombination; mitochondrial translation. The record is from RefSeq and is a predicted model, not a curated record.
CACCUUUUGGUGUACGUGUUGACCGUCAGAACAGUUACUUGACUCUUCACAGUAAAGGGUGGGUUCAUUUGCUCUAGUAAAAAAAAAACAUAGACUACGAAUCCGGAUAUUAAAUAAUAUUAUUGAACUACUAGCUUUGUACGAGAAACACGAAGAAAGAGUUUGACGCCAUUUAUCUGUACAUGAAGAUAUUGACAAAGCAAAACUGCAAUAUGCGGCAUCCAAAAAUAACGCCAAUCGUCAACAUCGUAUCAAUAUUUCAGAACAUUGUUACUAAACAAGUACUUUACUCAAGAGGCAUAACUAUGGUACCGCGGAACAUACUUCUUCAACUUCAAUUCGCUUCGCAAACUCAAGUUCCAAAAGGAACGCUUCCUGCUAAUAUUCGUAGAGAUUAUUGGAUGCCUGUAUUUGUUAGUUGUUUUCCUACCGUCUCAGAUGCUGACCAUGUGUACGAGAACUUGCUUCGGUACCGCAGAUUGCGAGCACAAUUAUCUUCUAGGAAUGCCUUGUUAAGAAAACGGAGAACUGAAGAACAAUCGGAUUCACAGCUCUCCGCAAGUAUUGCAGAUUUUCAUGACAUUUUGGUGAAGAGGCGAUUCCCUCCUAACUCAAUUCCCCUACUUUGGCCUAACAAUCUGCUUCAAGAACGUAUAACGGAUUGGCCUGAGUGUGUUUUACACAAAAUACUGAAUGUUCCUUCAAGUAUACCAUUAUCAAUAGACAAAGAGAAACUCCAACAAAUUCUCCUCCGAAAUGGGUCGCUACCUCAAAAUGAUGAUUAAUUAAAAAUGACAUUUGUGCUAAUAAAUUAUACUCUAGAUAUUAAGGCGGCACUGAAAGGUUAAAGGAAUGAUUAGAGGGCUGUAGUCACAGUAAGACGUUUGGACUGUACCAUUGCACAUGGAGGCAAGCCCUCAAGGAGGGUUAAAAGCUCAUCAACAUAAUUAUCGGACAAUUGAGGACUUUUAUGUGUACCUGCAAUAGGGGUCGGCAAACUGGUGAACAGAACAGCAGUUUGGCGAGUGUGUCUCAAAAGAAGCUCAUUUAAGAUGAUGUACUGAGCACGAGCGGAUAGAUCGCUAAACACCAGGUGCUCAUUAACGUCAAACAAACUUUGCUCAUCUAACUCUUCUUUGGGUGACUCAACUUGUUGUUCCCCAAAGGAAAAACCUUCUUGAAUGUUACUGUGACCGAAAGCGGUUGUGGCUGAACGUUCAUGAGUUCUUCGAGGUGUUUCAGCGGUCGAGUUAUAAAAUGGCUGAGAGAAACUAUGCGCACUCAUAAAUGGAUAAGCUGUGCCUAAACGAAUGAAGAGACUUGCUCUCAAAGGCGAAGUCAGGUGUUGCAAAUCAAGACUCUCAUGAGUAGGAGAACUUACUUGAGUAGAAGUUGGACGAGAUAUGUGCGGUACACGUUUAGAGGAGCGUUGUCUGUUUAACUUAAUCCACCAAGGAUCAUUUUUUAAACGAUUCUCUAUCGAUUUCUUAUCGCUGGCAGAGACUGGCUUAUUCUCAACAAUGUAUUUGUAAGAUACAAGAUCACAGGAUUUCAAACAUAAAACCACAAUUUCCGCCUUGAUACGAAGCGAGAGUAAAAUGUUUGAGAUUUUCUCAAACUCGGAUUUUAUAUCAUACUCGUUUUCAACAAGCACAAAAGUCCGUAAACAGCAAUUCUCUUUCCAAUCGCGCGCGGUAUGUAGAAUCCAUCCAAGUUGACAGACCAUAACAUAUGUUUCGACAUUCGUAAGCAGAACAUUCUGUCUUCCACUACUGGAAAGAGUGGGAUUCGAUACCAUAUGAAUAGGAAACAUGUCGAUGUACUUUUUUUCGCUGUUUACGACAGGCCAAUGCAGCUGGGAAAAUCCAUAGGUUACCAUUACGUCUAAUGUUCCAACAAGCAUAUCUUCCAAAAUCUGGACCCAUUGAGUAGGCGAAAUAGCAUGGUCAGCGAGGUCAUCCGUGCCCGCAAGAGAGGGCACUCCUUCUGGAGAUGGGGGUACACCUUCAUUAACUUCUGAAACCUUCGGAAGAGAAUCGGUCGCUGUGUGAUUUUUAUAGUCCGUAUUUAUGAACGUUAGAACAGCUAUGUUGGGACGAAUACCCCCUAGACCAGCCGAGGAUAUCAGUGUCCGAAUGCCCCAAACUUCAUCUGGGGCAACACAAAGCUCGACAAAUGCCUUUAUUUUCUCACUCAAAAUAAAUUCGUGCCAUACGCGUUGUUGCUUCUCUAAUUCGUGCAUGCUGGAUUGAAAAUCCUUGGAAACGAUGACAUGUCCAAGCAUAUAAAGAGAACCUAAUAGUUAGAAAAAUAAGAAGUAGAAAAAUAAAUGCUUACCCUUCUU